Rhincodon typus (whale shark) is the source of this 1098-nucleotide messenger RNA. RefSeq names its product serine protease 27-like. The record is from RefSeq and is a predicted model, not a curated record. The coding region runs from base 1 to 1095 and encodes 364 amino acids. NCBI's taxonomy places the organism in Eukaryota, Metazoa, Chordata, Chondrichthyes, Orectolobiformes, Rhincodontidae. Gene Ontology annotation, molecular function: serine-type endopeptidase activity. The transcript has a single exon. Gene Ontology annotation, biological process: proteolysis.
AUGACAUUUGUCUCUCUCAGUGCUCUAGUGAUUCUGAUGUAUCUCUUAGGUGCUCCACUCUUGGCCGAGAACCAUGUCAAGUGUGGAACUCGCUGGGUGGUCAAGAAGUCUUUCCAAGGGGAACCCCUGCCCAGCCCCUGGCCUUGGCAAGUCAGCAUUGAGAUGGCGGUGGAGAACAGGCACUUCUGUGGCGGAGCUAUCAUCAAUGAAUUCUGGAUCAUCACCGCCGCCCAUUGCUUCAUGCCGCCCAUUUCACAAAGCUUGCAGGACAUUGUGGUGGUCAUCGGAUUAAACAAGCAACUGGCACCAGAAACUUGGGUACGCUACUCCAACCCGCGGAACGUCAUUUUGCACGAUGGGUUUGAUGUGGAAACAGGGGAAAAUGACCUGGCGUUAGUGAGGGUGAGCGAGCGCAUCAUCUUCGGGAAGUACGCUAUGCCUGUGUGUUUUCCCGACGAUGAGAUCUUCUUUGGGAACAUCUGGCUGAACUGUCGAAUCACAGGCUGGAUGAAGACGGGUGAAGAUACCACGGAUACUUUGCAGGAUGCACCUAUAAAGAUCAUCUCCUUCAGAGAAUGCAACACCACAGUUUUCGGUGGCAAUCUUCAACCGACAAUGAUGUGCAUGGAGUUUGAAGAGAAUGAACGGAUUGGUUGUCACUUGGAUAGCGGCGGCCCUCUCGUUUGCAAACUUAACAGCACGCAGCAGUAUUUCUUGAUUGGGGUUGUCAGUUGGAUCACUGAUAAUGAGAAGCGGUGGCCUGGAGUAUUCACUGUGACCAAGUCCUACCUGAAUUGGGUUGAGCACAUCACUGCACGGUACGGCAAGAAGUUCAAUUACAAGGAGUACGGGGCAGAUUUAGUUAAUCGCCACCACAGAUCCAUGAUAAGGCUCCUGCCAAAUAAUACAAGUACCCAGAAUGCGCAAAACUACUCCGCUGCAAGCACGGUCAGCCCAGGAUCGACUGUUACGUUAAGCACGAAAUCCCUACCGACACUGAAAGUGACUGCAGCCGGGAACAUCUACACCGUUUCGAUGAUUGGAAUUGCCCUGGUCCAUCUCCGCUCCUUGCUGGUCACUAUACUGGCAGCUUGACUG